This is a messenger RNA of Homarus americanus (American lobster), 2983 nucleotides long. It is a transcript of the gene Mcm6, whose product is annotated as zygotic DNA replication licensing factor mcm6-B-like. NCBI's taxonomy places the organism in Eukaryota, Metazoa, Arthropoda, Malacostraca, Decapoda, Nephropidae. Gene Ontology annotation, biological process: double-strand break repair via break-induced replication; DNA replication initiation; mitotic DNA replication. The transcript has 16 exons. Gene Ontology annotation, cellular component: nucleus; MCM complex. Gene Ontology annotation, molecular function: single-stranded DNA binding; single-stranded 3'-5' DNA helicase activity; ATP binding. The record is from RefSeq and is a predicted model, not a curated record. The coding region runs from base 101 to 2551 and encodes 816 amino acids.
GGUCACGUGAUGAUUGUUUCCCGCCAAAAGUGUGUUGUGUGUGGUGUGAGGAGCUGCUGCAGUAUACUCCGUUUAUUACAAGAACUAACCUACUGACGCCAUGGAUGUUGCUGAAGCACAGACCGGACAGUCUCACAAUAAAGAUGAGGUCGGAGAUCGUUGUCAGAAGCUAUUUCAAGAUUUCCUGGAAGAGUUUCAGGAGGGAGGUGACAUCAAGUAUCUGGAGGAAGCUCGGGACUUAGUGAAGCCAGAGCGCAACACCCUGGAAGUGUCUUUUGUUGACAUUGACAAGUACAACCAAAAUUUAGCUACAACUGUUGUUGAAGAGUAUUACAGAGUGUAUUCGUUCAUGUGCCGGGCUGUGCGGAACUUUGUGCGAGAUCAUGCAGAAGUUUCAGUAGAUAAGGAAUAUUAUGUGAGUCUUAUAGAUGUUCCCACAAGACACAAGAUUCGUGAGCUGUCCACACACAAAAUUGGUACUUUGGUUCGCAUAUCUGGUCAGGUUGUACGGACUCACCCAGUCCACCCAGAGCUUGUUGCUGGAACUUUUGUCUGUCUAGACUGUCAGACGGUCAUUAAAGAUGUGGAGCAACAGUUUAAGUACACCCAACCCACCAUCUGCCGUAAUCCUGUAUGCAGUAACCGUGCAAGAUUCAUGCUUGACACAAACAAGAGCCGUUUUGUUGACUUUCAAAAGGUUCGCAUCCAGGAGGUUCAAGCUGAGCUGCCAAGGGGGUGUAUCCCACGCAGUGUUGAAAUAGUUGUCCGUGCUGAGGCUGUGGAGCGAGCACAGGCUGGUGAUCGCUGUGACUUCAUAGGAACUUUGAUUGUGGUUCCUGAUGUUUCUGCACUGAACCUUCCUGGUGCUCGAGCAGAGAGUUCUGCAAGGCAUAAAGGUGGUGACAGUGAAGGAGUGACAGGUCUUAAAGCACUUGGUGUUCGUGAUCUCAAUUACCGCUUGGCAUUUUUAGCGUGCUCCAUCACACCAACCAAUCCAAAGUUUGGUGGAAAGGAAAUUCGUGGGGAAGAGAUGACUGCUGAAGGAAUCAAGAAACAGAUGACAGAGCUGGAGUGGAAUAAAGUGUACGAGAUGUCACGAGAUAAGAACCUUUACCAGAACCUCAUAUCAUCUUUGUUUCCAACUAUUCAUGGAAAUGAUGAAGUUAAGAGAGGAAUCUUACUGAUGAUGUUUGGAGGGGUUCCCAAGACAACAAUGGAAGGUACAACACUUCGUGGUGAUAUCAAUGUGUGUGUUGUUGGUGAUCCAUCAACUGCUAAAUCACAGUUCCUGAAGCAGGUGGCUGACUUCAGUCCACGAGCUGUCUAUACUUCAGGUAAAGCAUCAUCUGCCGCUGGUUUAACAGCAGCUGUGGUUAAAGAUGAAGAAUCCCAUGAGUUUGUCAUAGAAGCUGGUGCUCUUAUGUUGGCUGACAAUGGAGUGUGUUGUAUUGAUGAGUUUGACAAAAUGGAUCUCAGAGAUCAAGUUGCCAUUCAUGAAGCCAUGGAACAGCAGACCAUUUCUAUUACUAAGGCUGGUGUAAAAGCUACACUGAAUGCUCGUACUUCAAUUUUAGCUGCUGCCAACCCUAUUGGUGGCCGCUAUGACCGAACCAAGUCUCUUCGUCAAAAUAUUGCACUUUCAGCUCCCAUCAUGUCCCGUUUUGAUCUUUUCUUUAUUCUUGUGGAUGAAUGUAAUGAGGUAACAGAUUAUGCAAUUGCACGAAGAAUUGUUGAUUUACACAGCCGUAACGAAGAGAGCAUUGACAGAACGUAUGCUCUUGAGGAAAUUCAGCGCUAUAUCAUGUUUGCUCGUCAGUUCAAACCAAAAGUUAAUAAGGAAGCUAGCGAGUAUCUUGUAGAGCAGUACCGCAAUCUUCGCCAGCGUGACUGUUCUGGAGCUGCCAAAUCAUCAUGGCGCAUUACAGUUCGGCAGCUUGAGUCCAUGAUUCGAUUGUCUGAGGGGAUGGCCAGAAUGCAUUGCUCAGAUGAGGUCCAACCAAAGCACGUUAAAGAAGCUUUCCGUCUGCUUAACAAGUCCAUCAUUCGUGUGGAACAACCAGAUGUUCACCUGGAGGAUGAUGAGGAGGAGCAGGAAGUAGAUGAGCCCAUGGAAACAGAUGAGAACAGGGCUCCCAAUGGUCAAGUUAAUGGUGUAAAUGGUGGUGAUGAAGAUGGAGCAACUUCAGAUGCUCUCAAGAAGAAAAAGAUGAAGCUCUCAUACGAAUCGUACCGCAGCAUGUCCAACCUGCUGGUGAUGCACAUGCGCAAGGAGGAGAACCUCAUGGAGGAGGAGGAGGAGGAAUCAGAGACUGCUGGCUUGAAAAGAUCAGCUAUUAUAAACUGGUACUUAAAUGAGAUCAGUGGCGAUAUUGAGUCGGAGGCUGAACUGAUAGAAAAGAAGAUGAUUGUUGAGAAGGUUCUUGACAGACUGACAUAUCAUGAUCAAGUAAUUAUCCCCUUGACACGUAGUGGACUCAAGGGCACUGCAUCAGUGGCUGAAGACGAAGACCCAACGCUUGUUGUACAUCCUAAUUAUCUCCUUGAUUCUUAAAGCAAAACGAACAAAUGUAAUCUACACGAGUAUGAUUAUAUAUAUACUAUGUAUAAAAUAUUACUGACCCAAAUAUAGUCUCAUCUAAAGACCGAAGUCAUCCCAAAUUUUUUCUAAGCUCAUUUUUAUGUCCUUUGAAGAGUAGUGUAUAGCUGGGAUUUAUUAGUAAUAAUUUUUUUAAAUUGUAAAAUAAAAAUAAAAGGAUAAUCUUGAACAAAACCUCUUCUUACAUUAUUCAGUUACUCUCAGUGCUGGAAUAUCAAAUACUGUACUUUGCAUUGUACAUUAUUGCUUUCCACUGUUUAAUGUUCCUCCCCGAGAAAAAAUAAAUACAGGUAUGCUAAAAAAUUUGAAAUGGUAAGACUAUGUUAAACUAGUACUGUAUAAGAAAAAGUAUCGUAUAUACUAUUUGUUAAUAAAAUAUAAAGCAUA